AAGGACAUAACAGAAAUAUCAGCAAAUUAUUCCUUUACCACGUCAUCUGGGUGGUUCUAAUGCAGUUGCCCUGCCUUGUACAUAACUUCUUACUGUGGUACACUACUUAUGGAUGUCUUUCUUGAAAACAGUGAUGUGUAUCUAUGGAUCUUUUUCCUUUGAUAAUAUAAACGAGAUGAAUGAGAAGAUCUUAGAGUUCUGCCAAAAUCACAGAGACUCACUAUGAUGAUUUUGAAUUAAAACAGGAGUAGAAGAGUGCCACUGACUGAGAACCUUCUUUAAUUUUCAUCUGGAGGCCGGAGGACAUUAUGUCCGUUUCCAACAUCACAGUCUUCAGGCCUUCUGUGUUGACGCUGAUAGGGAUCCCAGGCCUAGAGACUGUGCAGUGCUGGAUUGGGAUUCCAUUCUGCGUCAUGUAUCUCAUUGCUAUGAUUGGAAACUCCUUGAUUCUGAUCAUCAUCAGGGCAGAACGCAGCCUCCAUGAGCCCAUGUACAUUUUUCUAGGCAUGCUGGGAGUCACAGAUAUUGUACUUGGCACGAGCAUUGUGCCCAAGAUGCUUGGAAUCUUCUGGUUUCAUGUGCCAGAGAUUUAUUUAGAUUCUUGCUUGCUUCAAAUGGGGCUCAUCCACACAUUUCAGUGCAUAGAGUCAGGCAUCCUGUUGGCCAUGGCUCUGGACCGUUAUGUGGCCAUCUGUUAUCCACUAAGACAUUCUGCCAUCUUCACCCACCGCCUAGUCACACAAAUAGCAGCUGUGGUAACACUCAGGGCUGCCCUUCUCGUAGCCCCAUCUUUAGUACUGAUAAAGUUCCGGUUUCAGUUUUACCAUACAACCAUCAUCUCCCACUGCUACUGUGAGCAUAUGGCCAUUGUGAAAAUGGCUGCAGAAAAUGUACGAGUCAACAAAAUUUAUGGCUUGUUUGUGGCAUUCACCGUUGCAGGGUUUGACCUCAUAUUCAUCACUUUGUCCUACAUACAGGUAUUUAUCACCGUUUUUCAUUUGCCCCAGAAGGAGGCUCGGUUGAAAGCAUUCAAUACGUGCAUCGCUCACAUCUGUGUCUUUCUCCAGCUCUACCUCCUUGCCUUCUUCUCGUUCUUCACACAUAGGUUUGGUGCUCAUGUUCCCCCUUAUAUCCACAUCCUCUUUUCUAGCCUCUACUUGCUGGUUCCCCCAUUUCUCAAUCCACUUGUCUAUGGUGCCAAGACCACGCAGAUCCGCAUUCACCUGGUAAAGAUGUUGUAUUCAUAAAAUGCACUGUGAUUAACGUCUUCAACCUUCUCCUUUAUGCAAAGUAACAAUCUCUCAAAACAGAAUAAAACAGAAAAAUACAUAUUAUUCAUGAUGCUUGACUUGUCUCCUUAAUUGUUUUGUGAAAUUUGCCUGCAUUUUAGGCAGUUUUCACAUCACAGCCCAUGACACCUAUCGGUCAGGGCCAUUUAAAUCCUAGUAGGUAAUGAGUUGGGAAUGGUAGAAACAGCAAUAGUGAAUAUGUAUUAUUUCCAUUUUUUUUUCUUAUUUUUCAGUUCCUGAUUGAAUUUUCUCCUUUAAGUAUUCUUCUCCACAACGAUCCAUAAAUAUCUAUUUCUCAAUGAAUUUCCAAGCACCCAAGAAUGAUUGUCUUGGAUUGUCCAGGUACUUGAUGAAAUCACAUUGUUGAUUCUAUUUGUUUCUGGAUCAUCCUCAUCAUCUUUAAAGUAAAUGAGAGGAGGGGUUCCUGGAUGGCUCAGUUGAUUAAGUGUCCAACUUAGGCUCUGGUCAUGAUCUCCUGGUUCAUGAGUUCACCCUGCACUGGGUUCUUUGCUGAGAGCACAAAGCCAGCUUGAGAUUCUCUCUCACUUUCUCUCUCUCUGCCCCUCCUUACUUGUGCACUUUCUUUCCAUUUAUUAAAAUAAAUAAAUAAACUUAAGAAAUAAAAUUAAUGAGAGGAAGCAGU
This is a messenger RNA of Felis catus (domestic cat), 1932 nucleotides long. Its product is annotated as olfactory receptor 52A1-like. The coding region runs from base 309 to 1247 and encodes 312 amino acids. NCBI's taxonomy places the organism in Eukaryota, Metazoa, Chordata, Mammalia, Carnivora, Felidae. Gene Ontology annotation, molecular function: olfactory receptor activity; G protein-coupled receptor activity. The transcript has a single exon. Gene Ontology annotation, biological process: G protein-coupled receptor signaling pathway. Gene Ontology annotation, cellular component: membrane. The record is from RefSeq and is a predicted model, not a curated record.